This is a messenger RNA of Drosophila innubila, 888 nucleotides long. RefSeq lists its product as uncharacterized. The transcript has 2 exons. The record is from RefSeq and is a predicted model, not a curated record. The coding region runs from base 93 to 596 and encodes 167 amino acids. NCBI's taxonomy places the organism in Eukaryota, Metazoa, Arthropoda, Insecta, Diptera, Drosophilidae. Gene Ontology annotation, biological process: negative regulation of smoothened signaling pathway. Gene Ontology annotation, cellular component: Golgi apparatus; ciliary membrane.
UAUAAAAUAGCUAAGCUGGCAGCAGAGCUCAGAGGAAAUAAAAAGAAAAAUAAGACUUUGAUUUGCUUAAAAACUGCAUAUUGUGAAUAGUUAUGGACAAGUUAACAACAAUCAGUGCCACGCUGUUCAUGGCUGCCGAUGUAUUUGCCAUUGUGAGUCUGGCGCUGCCCGAUUGGAUAAUUACGGAGGAGGCUGGUGAUAUCCGCCUAGGACUUAUGUGGACCUGCAUGACGUUGUACAAUCGGCCGCAAGUUUGCUAUACGCCUGACCUGCAACCGGAAUGGCUAAUAGCGCUUGUCUGCAUUUUCAUUGGGUGCAUUUGCAUCACGACGACCGUAAUACUGCUCGCUUCCAGCACUUGGGACCGCAAUGUUAUUCCAUAUGCCCGCUGGGUGGGAUUUGCGGCAAUGGUACUAUUCUGCAUGGCAGCUGUUGUCUUUCCACUCGGUUUUCACAUCGAAGAGAUUGGCGGACAAGCAUAUCAGUUGCCAAAUACGUUUAAAAUCGGCAUUUCCUAUAUAAUGUUUGUGCUGGCACUGUGGAUAACAGUUGUGUCUGAAUUAUUUGCAGGCAAAGUCUGUUUGCCCCACUUUUAAAACGUGCACCUUAACUUACGGUUCGUGUGUAUAUAGAUUUGUAAUAAUUAGCUCAUUAAGUUCAAUUUGUUUGCAGUUUUCUUCUGUGAUUUGUUAAAUGUUUUGUUUUUAUUCGUACUGCUCUUGUAUGUAUAGUUUAUGUAUAUUAUUUAACAUGUAAGCCAUAUGAACACUACAAAACCGUCUCGAAGCAACUAUAGAAAUCUCCUUAGACCUAAUCGUAUUCACUUUUGUAUUAAAAUGUACGUGUAUGUUCUUUUAAAUAUAUUUUAUACUGAUGAUUAAAAAAACA